Molecule: messenger RNA, 2353 nt
Organism: Dimorphilus gyrociliatus
Lineage: Eukaryota; Metazoa; Annelida; Polychaeta; Dinophilidae
Source: the annotation of a GenBank genome assembly
UUUGUGUGUAGAGUUCUCAUUAACAUUCAGAAUUUUAUAAUAUAAAAAGUCCACACUACGUGAAUGAAGAUUAUAUAAAGACGUUCCAGGCCAAUACGUAUUACGAGCAGAAAUUUAAUAUUAAGUUCGAAUCUUUUGAAACUGAUUAUAUGAGAUCAUAUGAUCAUAGGAAAUUCACUCCCCUUUCCACCCACCUUCACAAAACACAAAACUGUUCAAUAUUUAUUACAUUAGAAAGGAAAUGCUAUAAUCUAGAAUAAUACGUGUAAUUUUCCUGCUGUAACGUAUAUUUUACAAGCAGACGACGAGACGAUAUUUCGGAAGUAAUAAAUGUAAUUUCUCAACCGCCCAUUAUUUGAACAUUUACAAUUUUGUUAAAAAUGAUGACGAAAACUCUGGGAAAAUACUUGUCAUUCUUGUUUAUAGUUUGUAAUGUGAUUGUUCGAGGAGAGUUGGACAAGGAAGUUCAAGCAGACGUCCUUGCAUCGAAAGCUUUUGGAGGAUCUUCACCCAUCGAAUCUUCCUGCGAAGCAUUCAUCGACAAGUUUGCAGAAGCAGCUGCAAACUUCACACUUUGCUCCAUUCUUUUUGCAAGUCCUAUUCAAAUUUGCCAGAGUUGUAGUAAGCAAUAUUUGUUAGCAAAUGACUAUUACCAGACAAUUCUUCAUGGAUCCCCCGUUGACUGGAAAAAUCGGCCGUGCCGUGAUGCAACUCUAAAUUUAGAUAGGGUUCAUAUAGUCAAACAAACAGGAGAUUAUAUAAAUAAUUUAUGGAAUAAUUGCUUCUGUUCAAAGUGUUUUGAAAAAGCUCUAAUAACAAAAAACGGGUCUCUGGAGAUUAUUGUUAGCAAUCAUACAAAGCAUUUUCAGAAAUUAGCCGAUAAUAUGUUGACGUGUGAAUGGAAUACAACUAGUGGAAAUCUAUCAGUUUGUUCGCAUUGUAAUCAACAAUAUACGGCGUUGAACAAAUUGUAUGAGGAUUUGGCUGAGGAUACGGGAGAGAUUUGUAUGGAUAUAGUUGACGCAGUUAAUCGUACACGACAAAGGUGGAGUAAAGAUUAUAAAUGUUCCAUAAGGAAAAGAGAUCAUGUUGCAGUUAUAAUAAUCUCUGUGAUUUUUGCACUUAUACCUGUGGUUUUCUAUCCAGCUGUCUAUAUUCAUUCCAGUAAGAAGGAGACUGACCUCAAUAGACGAAAUGUAAGGCAACAAUCCAGACGAAAGCGAUUUUCAUUGUUUUAGUGAAAGAGAACAUCAAAUGACAACAGAAACUCUUGUUAGGAAUUCGCAUAGUAGCCAAUCGUAGACAACCGUUUUAUUUAUCUUCUCAUCUUUACCUUUUUUGAAAGUUUUUAUAUAGAAUAUAAUGAGAAAAUGAAAAAGAAAAAGAAAAUUUAACAAGAUAUAUUUGCUCUUUUAAUAGUCGGGAAAUAAAUUAGAGAUACUCUAUGAGAAAAAACGAAAAGGAAGGAGGAAACUAUAUAAAUUAAUUAAUCUUUCCCUUUUUCUGAGCUUUUUUGAGAAGAAAUGGACGUAGAAUUUAUUUCCUCUUGGAUAAAUCAGAAACUUUCUCUCUAUUUAUCUAUCUAUCUAUCUAUCUAUCUAUCUAUUUAUCUGUCUAUCUUAAUCUCCCUCCCUUCCGCAUAAGCUGUAUACAACCGCACAAUUUAAACGGAAAAAUAUUGAUCAAAGAUUUCUUUGAAGCUCUACAAGUCAGUAUUUUUAUUUUAAAGACGGGAUAGCAAAAAUAUCUUAAUGAGGAUAAGAGAAAAAGAGAGAUGCUUGAAACCUCUUAUUACGUCUCUACGUUCUUUCUGUCUUUUUACAAUUAAACUAUUAUUAUUGUUGACUUUUUAUAUGUUGAAAAAUUGAAGAGAAGUAAAAAAAAAUCUCUACUGCAGUCUUUUUUCUUAAUCUUUUUCCUUCUAUUUAAACAGAAUCAACUAAAAUGAUUAUUAUAUUAUAGUUUUAGAGAUUUUUUACCCAUAUUUUGAUUAGAUGCAGUAUGUGAUUAUUAAUAUAGUAUUUUACAGUACUACAAUACGAAAAUGUUGAAAAAGAACUUGUAAAGAUAUACUGUUAAAACCUUUCUUUCUCAGAGAAUAAAACCUUUAUUGAUCUAUAUUCUUCUGAUAUUAAAGGAUGAUAGAUACACUCACAUGUACACACACGGACACGCAUAAAACUCAUAACUUGUAUUCCUCAACUUGGUUUGAUUGUUUAAAGUCCAAUUUAGACUUGUUCACUAUAAAAGCCAAUAGUUAUUUAACGAAUUUCUUGCGUGUUUCUCUUCAAAUCAAUCUUCUCUGCUGAAAGAUCUUUUUGAAAGUAAAAUAUAGAGGAUUUUCUUUUUUUAU